CCAAAUGAAUGUGAAGAUGGAAAAACAAUGAAUCGAGAAAAUGUUGAUGGAUAUUGAAAUUUUAUGUUGAAUGAUGAAUACAUCGAGUUGUCUGGCAAGUCACAUGGAAAUUUGUCCAAAGAAAGUAGUGACAUGCAACAUUGUUGGAUGCAAUUUCAAAAUAAUAUUCAACACACAAUAUUUUAAUAUCCGUUAUUUUGUACUGACGUGCCUGGCCUAUAAUUUAGGGACAACAACAUGAGCUGGAUGCACAUGCUGAAGCUUCACUGCCACUUCAUUUGGCUUGCCUUGGUGAUUGCAUCAAACAACUGCAACUUGAAGUGAAAGAUUUCGACUGCAAAACAGACGACAAGAUCAAAGACCAAAUUCAGAGUCUCGAGAAGCCUGCAGUACAUGACUCAAUGAGCAGCGACAGUGAGCAGAAACUGUUGGCACUAGAAGAUCAGUUGAGAGAGUUGGAGUCUCGUCAAACUUUUAUGCAGCAGAAGACAAUUGCAGCGUGUUACGAGUCAGUCGAUAACAUUCAGAAACAGUUCAAGACGAAAGUUGAUUUAUUGGAUCAACACAUGAGACUGAUGACAGAGAAAUGCAUUAAAUUUGAAGAAACCAUUUCUAUGCAGGAUGCCAGGAUGAAGCAACUGGAAAGCGAAUUAUCUCAAUACAGACUCAACGGUGGAACGAAUGUGGGUCUGCAUCAGCAGUUUACGGCUCAAGAUCGAGUGCUGGCGAGUCAUGAUAUGAAACUAGCAGAACACGGUCUGAGGCUUGACAUGAUUGAUUGUAAGAACACGAACGGUGUGCUGCUGUGGAAGAUUACUGACAUCAGACAACGAAGACGAGAUGCUGUGAGUGGCAAGACACCAUCCAUCUACUCACAACCAUUCUACACGUCACCCAAUGGACACAAGAUGUGUGCUUGUCUCUAUCUAAAUGGAGACGGGAUGGGACGUGGUACUCAUUUGUCUCUUUUCUUUGUGAUUAUGAGAGGAGAAUACGAUUCUCUUCUUCGUUGGCCGUUUAGACAGAAAGUCACUCUCAUACUCAUCGAUCAACAAGGUGGCAAUCACGUGUCUGACACGUUCAGACCUGAUCCCACGUCGUCGUCAUUUCAAAGACCAAGAAAUGAGAUGAAUGUUGCAUCUGGAUGUCCACUAUUUGUACCUCUGGCUAUCUUAGACAGCAAUGGAUAUGUUAAUUUAUAGAUUACCUUUUCUCAAUGGAAAUGCUAGCAACACGUCAAUGCUUACCACAGCACAUCUUAGCCAAGCGAGACAUCCCGUAAACAACC
Molecule: messenger RNA, 1288 nt
Organism: Corticium candelabrum
Lineage: Eukaryota; Metazoa; Porifera; Homoscleromorpha; Homosclerophorida; Plakinidae
Product: TNF receptor-associated factor 3-like
Exons: 2
Coding region: 402-1202 (266 amino acids)
Biological process (GO): tumor necrosis factor-mediated signaling pathway; protein K63-linked ubiquitination
Molecular function (GO): protein binding
Source: RefSeq, a predicted model, not a curated record